Messenger RNA from Miscanthus lutarioriparius, 1314 nucleotides. Lineage: Eukaryota; Viridiplantae; Streptophyta; Magnoliopsida; Poales; Poaceae. The record is from the annotation of a GenBank genome assembly.
AUGAGCGGCGGCGGCGGCGGGAGCCCCAACAACACGGAGUGGCGCUUCAACCAGACCCUCCGCAACGUGCAAGGAAUGCUCAAAGGACGCAGCUUUCCUGGGAAGGUUUUGCUAACCCGGCGAUCUGAGCCUCUUUCCCCUCCUGAUUAUUCUCCAAGAUUUGAGAGUGAGCACGAGGAAGAUGAGCGCAAGGAGGGUUCUCAGGAGGGAGAAGGUCAAGCGUCUGGAAAUUCAUUUGACAGUGCAAGUUCAAAGAAAUCAAAUCUUCUGUCAACAAGUAGUUCAAAUUCAUUGCCAGAUGCCCAAGGGCUAGUUUCUGGGGCUAGAGCUACCGAUUCUGCAAGAAUUGCUAAAUUCACAAUGGAACUAUCUAGGCCAGCUGUUAUAUUAGACAAAUUGCGUGAAUUAUCUUGGAGCGGUGUGCCCCCAUAUAUGCGACCUAAUGUAUGGAGGCUUCUUUUGGGAUAUGCACCGCCUAAUAAAGAUAGACGAGAAGGUGUUCUAACAAGGAAAAGACUGGAGUACGUGGAAUGUGUUUCUCAAUACUAUGAUAUUCCGGAUAGUGAACGCUCAGAUGAAGAAAUUACUAUGCUUCGCCAGAUUGCAGUUGAUUGCCCAAGAACUGUACCUGAUGUUACCUUUUUUCAGAACCCUCAGAUUCAGAAAUCUCUUGAGCGCAUUUUGUAUACAUGGGCUAUUCGUCACCCAGCAAGUGGCUACGUCCAAGGAAUAAAUGACCUUGUUACACCCUUCUUGAUUGUGUUCUUAUCAGAGCACCUAGAGGGCAACAUGGACACUUGGUCUGUAUACAAUCUUUCAGCACAAGAUAUUUCUAAUAUAGAAGCAGACUGUUAUUGGUGUCUCUCGAAGUUUCUUGAUGGAAUGCAGGAUCAUUACACCUUUGCGCAACCAGGAAUUCAGCGCCUUGUUUUUAGAUUGAAGGAACUAGUUCAUCGUAUAGAUGAACCUGUAUCCAAGCACAUUGAAGAACAAGGAUUAGAGUUUCUUCAAUAUGCCUUCCGUUGGUUCAACUGCCUUCUGAUACGAGAGGUACCUUUUCAUCUUGUAACACGCCUGUGGGAUACAUACCUUGCUGAAGGCGACUAUCUACCAGAUUUUCUUGUGUACAUAUCAGCUAGUUUUUUGUUGACUUGGUCGGACAAGCUGCAGAAGCUGGAUUUUCAAGAGAUGGUGAUGUUCCUUCAGCACCUUCCCACAAGGACCUGGGCGCACCAUGAGCUCGAGAUGGUCCUGUCGAGGGCGUACAUGUGGCACACGAUGUUCAAAAGCUCUCCCAGCCACCUUGCCAGCUAG